AACCAAUGUAAUUGAUAUGGUUUGACAUGUGAAAAAUUAAAAAGUAUAAAUAGACUUUUUUCUAUUUUCUUUUUGAUUCUUCUCAUUCUUAUUCUAAACCAUUGAUGACAUCUUUAGUUACUUCCAUUUUAAACAAUAAAAUGACAAACAUACUUGGCUCAAAUAAACAGAAAUCCAAAACAAACACAAACCAUAGUAGUCGAUUAGCCAUGUAUGCGAAUAACAAUAGCAACAGUCUGUAUCGUCAACCACAGAUGAGCUAUAGUGCCGAGUACAUUCCCGCUCCACCACCUUAUGAUAGCCCUAUACCGACACCUAGUACCUCUUGGACGUCGGAAAUGAGUGCAUUCGCUGAAAAAAUCAAAGAAGAUGUGACAAAUACAUUCAAAAGUAGUAAACACGCAGCAGCUGAUAGACACUCAAUAUCUCAGGGCAUGAAGUUGAUCUCUAUUGCUGCAGAUGAAUAUGAUCAAGGAAACGAAUCUAUCGCAUUGGACAUUUACUUAACUGGUGUAGAUAAACUCAUUAUGGCAUUACCAAAUAAAUCAGACAUCAAUACAAAGAGAAUAUUGCAUGAAAAGUUGACAAGUGUGGAAGAGCGAGUAGGCAUCCUUCAAUUACCAAGAAAGAAGAACCAAGAAAGCAAAGAUAGUAGCAGCAAUAGCGAGAGCAACGACGACAGCGGUCAAAAUGGCAUGCUCCUGUCAAGAAUAGUUUCUACUCUAAGUUCAGUUUCAUCAAGAGCAUAUGCUGCCGCUAUCAACAGCAAUUCUGUGCAAAAUAGCAGUUCAAGUGACACUACUACUGCAACAGGUACGACUUGUAACAGUACAAGAACAACUUUCACUAGUAAUACAACCAAUACCACUCAGCCCUUGGAUGAUCCAAUGACUCGAUUUAAAAAGCUUGGUCAAUAUCUAACUGAAUGGACUGUAACACUGGCUGUGCUUAUCAAACAGUCACCUAUACCUGACAUUUUUACCUUCCUAUUUGGUUAUAUGAUACAAUUGUGUUUAUGGAUAGAUAAACAAUACUGCAUAACAGAAAAGGCUCAAAAUUUAGGUAUUCAAUGCUUAAAGAUUGGAUUAGAAGCCGACCAACAAUAUAGAUUACAUGAAUUCAUCACAGAGGGAAUCUACAUGUUUAUCACAGCCGGAUUAAAGGCUAUUAUAGCAUUUAAAGAAACUCCCAACUAUAAAAACUAGAAUGUAUUUUUAUUAUUAUUACGAUUACGAUCACUCUAUACAUAUAUACAUACAUUGUAUGAAAGUGUAAACUUUAUUUAACAAAAAUUUUUAAAAUAAAUUAUGUGUCUAUAGU
Messenger RNA from Rhizopus microsporus ATCC 52813, 1320 nucleotides. RefSeq lists its product as uncharacterized. The transcript has 4 exons. Bases 105 to 1205 code for a protein of 366 amino acids. The record is from RefSeq and is a predicted model, not a curated record. NCBI's taxonomy places the organism in Eukaryota, Fungi, Mucoromycota, Mucoromycetes, Mucorales, Rhizopodaceae.